AUUCAAAUCCCAAUAAUGUCCAAGAAAUUUGUCUCUCUGUCGGUGUUUUUUUGGACUUGGUGUGUAUCUUGUUCAAGAUUCUCUUGCUGUAAUCCAUUUCUUUCCACUUUCACUGCAGCAAGCACCGCCAAAUCCCAAUUCACCUUCUCUCUCACUCUCUUUUUGAACUGAAACACUCUGUGAAUUGCAGAAUGUACUGUGUAAUAAGCAAUCUGUUCAUGGUAGGAAGUAACUAAAAACAGCACUGUAAUCCCCAUUUCAAAGGUGGGAAAGGACUGUACUCUUUGGUACCUACCAUUCUCAAUCUCCAUCCACCCAGAAUAGUAGACGAUCUACCACUACUUCAUCACUUGAAUCAGACUGUGAGAGGUUGAAGAGUUCAUUGCUUGCUGGACCUCACUGGGUAUUUAUUAUCUGCAACGACUCACUUGUCUGUAUUUACAUUUGUGCUGAAUCUCAGAAAGAGCCAUGGAAACUGAAGUUUUUUCUGUUCAGAGAAUAAAGCCCAUGACGAAGUAGGAAUAAAGUUUCAGUCUUGUUCAUUCUCCAGUAAAUUGCAUUGCUUUCCCUUCCAUGGAUACCCAGAUCAAGAACCAUUGAAGAUCAGCUUCAAUGGAGUUCUGGCAGUAAACCCGUUAAGAAGUAUGAGAGAAAGUUCUUGUCUUUUUCCCUCUUCAAGCUAGGAAAACCCACAAUGCCAACUCCGGCAGUUUCUGUGCUCCUCCUCCUAGCAUUGUUCUCCACCACCAUCACCACCGCAGGGUCACACCACCGCCACCUCCUCCACCAGCCCUUUUACCCCGUUAUCACCGAACCUCCUGUCCAGUCUCCCUCUCCGUCUCCACAACCGCAAAGCCACAAAAGCCAGCCCAAAUACCCCUUCACCACAACUCCCUCCACCCCACAAAAGCCCUUCUUCCCCUCCUCGUCCUCGUCUCCUCCUCCUCCUUCCCCUGCUAUCGUUGACACCUUUCCGGCCAACAUCUCCAUACUCUUCCCUCACCGCCAAAACUCAUCCACACACAGUCACCUCGUCAUCGCCAUCGCUGUUUCUCUAUCCCUUUUCUUCGCUGCUGUCCUCGCAGCCAUUUCUGCCUUCAUCAUCUACUUCCGUCACCACCAUCAUCGCACCACCAAGAAACCCCCGCGUUCUGACAGCCUCCGUCUCUUCCCGCCAAACACCACCCCCUCGGACGCCUCUCAGAAAACUCACGACAAUAACGACAAACGUCGAACACCAAACACAAGCACCGAAUUUCUCUAUCCUGGCACUCUGGUGAAUUCACGAGGAGACAACAACGAAAUUGUGUCAAACUCCGCCGGCGCUGGCAUUGAGAUUGGGGUAACACCCUCCCUGUCGUACCAGAGAUUGGGUUCACCGGAAUUGAAACCGCUGCCUCCCUUGCCGAUACUUAAUUACUUACACAGCAUCAAUAGCGGCGAAGUUAAAAGUGAUAGCGACGCAGAAGAAGAGUUCUUCUCUCCGAGAGGGUCUUCAGGUCGCAAGGAGGGUCUCAAUUCAAGUCCAAUUCGUCAAGUCUCUGCGUCGAGGACAGAGGAUCAAGUUCUACAGAGAGAGAGUUCUCAGUUCGGCUCGAAAAGCUUCAAUUCCAGAACGGCGUCGUGUCCGUACUCAAACCCCUAUUCUCCUUCAAAUUCUGUCUCCACCAGUCCCUCACCGGCGUCCAAUGUGAGUCCUGGAAGCCUGAAAUCGAGACCGCCGGAUUCCAUCAUUGAUUUUCCGGCCCCUCCGCAGGCUCUAAGUCGUUCACCAACGUCGAUAUCUUCAUCUUCGUCAUCUUUGCCGUCUAGGAGAGAUUUCGGGAAUACGCAGAUUUCGCAAGGAAGAAAUCGACCUAUCCCAACAAGAGAACCGCCACCACCACCCCCUCCUCCACCUCUGCGGUUUUGGGAGGUCCCAGUUGGCACUAGGCCCCCGGUGCUUUCGACCCCUUCAAGGCAUGGUGUGUUCCAAAAUCCGACGCCAUCAGCAUUGGCUAAUGAGCAAUUAGAGACAGUGACCGAGAAGAUUGAGAGUAAGAGUCAGGAGACAACACCAAAGCCGAAACUGAAACCAUUGCAUUGGGAUAAGGUCAGAGCUAGCUCAGACCGAGUAAUGGUGUGGGAUCAGAUCAAAUCCAGCUCUUUCAAAUUGAAUGAGGAAAUGAUUGAGACACUGUUUGUGGUGAAUAAUACGGGUUUGGGUCCAGAAGAAAGGAACGUUAGGCGGCAAGUCCUUCCAAUGCAGAACCAGGAGAAUACGGUGCUUGAUCCUAAGAAGUCGCAGAACAUUGCCAUUUUGUUGAGGGCACUGAAUGUGACUAUUGAUGAAGUCUGUGAAGGCCUUUUGGAAGGCAAUUCAGAUACAACAGGGACGGAGCUUUUUGAGAGUUUGUUAAAGAUGGCUCCGACCAAAGAAGAAGAACGCAAACUGAAAGAGUACAAAGACGAUUCACCAUUUAAGCUAGGCCCUGCUGAGAAAUUUCUUAGGGAAGUGCUUGACAUACCUUUUGCAUUCAAGAGGGUUGAGGCAAUGCUUUACAUCGCAAACUUUGAUACAGAAGUUGAAUACCUUGAAAGGUCCUUUGAAACACUGCAGACAGCUUGUGCGGAGUUGAGGAAUAGCAGAAUGUUUUUGAAGCUAUUAGAAGCAGUGCUGAAAACUGGAAACCGCAUGAAUGUUGGCACUAACCGCGGCGAUGCCCAUGCCUUCAAGCUUGACACACUUCUCAAGCUUGUUGAUAUUAAGGGAACUGAUGGGAAAACCACUCUCUUGCAUUUUGUGGUACAGGAAAUAAUCCGAGCCGAAGGUUAUCGUAUUUCUGGUGCCAAUUCGAAUCAGACGGCUGAGAAAACUCAGCAAGCUGCAUUUCAAGAUGAUAUAGAAUUUAGGAAGCUCGGUUUGCAAGUUGUUUCAGGUCUGAGUGGGGAGCUCACCAAUGUAAAGAAAGCUGCUGCAAUGGAUUUUGAUGUACUUAGCAGGGAAGUUGUGAAACUUGCUACGGGAAUUUCAAAGAUCACUGAAGUUGUAAAAUUGAACGAAGAAAUUGCAUUGAAAGACAAAAGCAACAAAUUCUGUGAGUCAAUGACCGGGUUCUUGAAGAAGGCAGAGGAAGAAAUCUUAAAAAUCCAAGCUAAUGAGAGAGAAGCCCUGGCGCUUGUUAAGGAAAUAACCGAGUACUUCCACGGGAACUUAGCAAAGGAAGAAGCUCAUCGAUUUCGAAUAUUCAUGGUGGUGAGGGAUUUCCUUUCUAUCCUUGAUCAGGUAUGCAAGGAAGUUGGGAAGAUCAAUGAGAGAACUGUAUACAGUUCAUUCCGUCCAAUGCCGGUUACUUCAAUCCUUCCACCAAUUUUCCCUGGAAUCAGUGGGAAGCAGACACACAGUUCAUCUGAUGAUGAAACCUCAUCCCCAUUUUAGACUCUUCCUGUGAUUGCACAACUUACUGGGAUCCAUUUGGAGAGUACAAGGGAAGUUGAGAUGGGAUUUGUGGGAUAUAAAGUCCAUUAUCCAUUUUUAUACAGUCAGGCUCCAAUUUGUAAGUUUAUCUAAUGUAAUGUCAUCCAAACACAAGAUUUUGGAUUUUCUAGUUGUGUAAUGUACAUAGAAUCAUGCAAUGAAAUGAUAAUAGCCUUUGCCAGAAUA
Molecule: messenger RNA, 3643 nt
Organism: Tripterygium wilfordii
Lineage: Eukaryota; Viridiplantae; Streptophyta; Magnoliopsida; Celastrales; Celastraceae
Product: formin-like protein 2
Exons: 6
Coding region: 695-3418 (907 amino acids)
Biological process (GO): actin cytoskeleton organization; actin nucleation
Molecular function (GO): actin filament binding
Source: RefSeq, a predicted model, not a curated record